Messenger RNA from Anneissia japonica, 3374 nucleotides. Its product is annotated as chloride channel protein 2-like. Bases 38 to 2545 code for a protein of 835 amino acids. The record is from RefSeq and is a predicted model, not a curated record. Lineage: Eukaryota; Metazoa; Echinodermata; Crinoidea; Comatulida; Comatulidae. The transcript has 23 exons. Gene Ontology annotation, cellular component: membrane. Gene Ontology annotation, molecular function: voltage-gated chloride channel activity. Gene Ontology annotation, biological process: transmembrane transport; chloride transport.
CAGUAGUCACGUCGAUUUUGACAGCAAAACAUUGAAAAUGGCGUUACAACCGGAACAAAAACAGCUCGGCUACGAGCAAACGCUGAUGCAUGGUAGAUAUACAAAGGAACUUGGACAAUUUGCAAAAUCUGAAGCUGCAAGGUUACGUGUAGAACGCGAACAAAAGUCUAAAGAGGACGAAUUUAGAGAGUAUCGUGACGAUACUUACUGUCAGAAAUGUAAAACAAAGUUGGUCUGGAUUCGUGAUUGGACGUUCAGUAAAAUUGGAGAAGACUGGAUUUUUCUCUUUCUUCUGGGGAUGCUGAUGGCUCUCCUGUCUUUUGGAUUAGACUACACUAUUGCAAAAUUUCAAACAGCCCAUAUAUGGGUUUACCGUGAAUUGGCAGGCCAUCCGUUCCUGCAAUACCUUGCCUGGUGCUUCUAUCCUAUCAUAUUCGUCGUAUUUUCAGCAGGGUUCGCACAUUUAGUAGCACCUCAGGCUGUCGGAUCUGGUAUACCAGAGAUGAAAACAAUUUUACGUGGUGUUGUUCUGAAGGAAUAUUUGAACUUUAAAACAUUAAUAGCCAAGGUUGUCGGACUGGCAACAUCGGUUGGCAGUGGUCUUCCACUUGGAAAGGAGGGUCCAUUUGUGCAUAUUGCUAGCAUCGUAUCAACACUCCUCAGUAAAUUUAUUGUUACAUUUAAAGGUAUUUAUGAGAAUGAAUCGCGGAAUAUCGAAAUGCUAGCUGCAGCGUGUGCCGUGGGUGUAUCCUGUAACUUUGCCGCUCCCAUUGGAGGCGUCCUUUUCAGCAUAGAAGUAACGUCAACAUAUUUUGCGGUUAGGAAUUACUGGCGUGGUUUCUUUGGGGCGGUUUGUGGUGCUUUUGUUUUCAGACUCCUAGCUGUGUGGAACCAAGAGGAAGAGACUAUUACAGCUUUGUUUAAAACAAACUUCCGAGUUGAUUUCCCCUUUGACCCCCAAGAAUUGAUUGCAUUUUCUUUUAUUGGUGUUGUGUGUGGAUUUGGAGGUGCCUUGUUUGUUUAUCUUCAUCGUAAGAUUGUUGAUUUUAACCGUAAGCAUAAACAGUUUACAAGAUUCUUACAGAAGAAUCGUUUUAUUUAUCCAACAUUGGUUGCAUUAUUCAUCACUUCGAUUACCUUUCCACUGGGACUUGGACAGUUCAUGGCGGCAGAGUUGACUCAAAAGGAUCAAAUUGAUGAAUUAUUUAGUAAUACGACAUGGGUUGUAAGAGAAAAGGUUGAUAUAAUUCCAGAUCCAGCAACAUAUUGGGAAAAUCCAAAUGUGUUUGUAACGCUUGUUAGUUUUAUUGUUAUGCAGUUUUGGAUGGUGGCCCUGGCCAUUACACUCCCUGUUCCUGCCGGUGUUUUCAUGCCUGUCUUUAUUAUCGGAGCCGCUUUUGGACGUCUUGUGGGCGAAAGCAUGUCAGCCUGGUUCCCAGACGGAAUCAGUAACGGCCAUUUGUUGAAUAAGAUUGUUCCUGGCGGAUACGCAGUUGUAGGUGCUGCGGCCUUAUCAGGCAGUGUUACCCACACAAUCUCAACAUCUGUUAUAGUUUUUGAGCUUACCGGGCAGAUUACACAUAUUCUUCCUGUAAUGAUUGCAGUAUUAAUAGCAAACGCAAUAUCCCAGCUCCUGCAGCCUUCUAUAUAUGAUAGUAUUAUUCAAAUUAAACGUCUUCCAUAUUUACCAGACAUCAGUAGCUCAGGGCCCAGGAUACAUAAUACAUACGUAGAGGAUAUCAUGGUACGCGGUGUCAAGUUCAUCUCGUGGCUCUCGUGUUACCAAGACUUACGUGACCUACUGGAUACAUCAAAUCUGAACUCAUUCCCAUUGGUUGAUGCUCCUGAAUCAAUGAUACUCUUAGGGUCAGUACAACGUGCAGAAUUAGAGUACCUUCUUGACAAGAAGCUUGGCCGACUCGCAAGGAUCCAGUACACAGAAAACAAGCGAAAACAAGCAGCAGCCGACUCGGGCCGUUUGCCCUCACAGACUAUAACACCACCGAGCAGGUUUACAAUUGUCUCUUACCAUUCAAAUGAAGGUAAUGAGCCGAACUUAAUAAUUCCUAUUAGCGAAAAUCCUAAUGGCAGUAUAUCAAGUAGAAAGACCUCUGACCCUGUCAAUGAUAUGCAGCCUAAUCACAACGAAAAAUCCAGCAGCCAGUCAUCAGUAGCAGAUCUGGAUGAUAUGACACCAGAAGAGCAAGCCGAGUGGGAAGCUGCCGUUCUAAAAGAGCAAAUCGAUUUUUCUGAUUCUCAAAUUGACCCUGCUCCAUUUCAACUUGUUGAGAGGACUUCAUUACAUAAGGUGCACUCACUCUUUUCAUUGCUUGGUUUAAAUCAUGCAUAUGUGACGACGCUUGGACGUUUAGUUGGUGUGGUGGCACUUAAAGAGAUUCGUCGAGCUGUUGAGCACACAAAUUUUUACAAGAAUCAAAGGCCUCCUGUAGUUAGAACACCUAGCACUCCAUCAAUCAGCCCUGAACCAACCAAUAGGAAUGGCUCAAGACCACAGUUUAACCUUCUGGUUGAUGAGGCAACAUAGGAGUACAUCUGAAAUUGACUAGGUAAGACCUCACCAUCACUUAAGCUUGGCAGACACAGAUCUUACCGCUUACUUAGCUGACAACAAUCAUGCGGGUACUGAUGAGGUUACAAGAAUUGAUUGGAGAUAUAUAGCUGUGUGUAUUAUAUACCAAUAUUUUCUUUUAAGAAAGUGCUUAAUAAACAGUUGAAAGAUGGUUUUAUAUAAUGAAAAAGGAUAUUUUUUUUGGAAAACAAAAACCCAUAUUUUGUUAAUCAGAAAUUAAAUUCAAUAUCUUUUUUCAAAUGUCUAUUUCACCACUGACUCAUAAUCAUGGAAUAAUUUAUAAUAGUAUUCAGCAUUGUUUGCUCCUUUGCAUAGAAGCAGCAUAGAAGUAUGUAUUGCGGUGUGUAUGACAUUGAGUUGGUAAACAAGCAAACUCAAAAUUGUAAAAAGUUGGUUCUGAAUUUCGGUGGCUUGUUUUGGGAAUGUCAUAGAUCAGUAUUUUUGAGAUUUCAUUUUAUUGGUGAAUAUUAAAGCCUCGAGGUUCUUUUUGCUUGUGGUAGUGCGGGAGGCCUUCCCGGUUUACGGGAGACUCCCACGAUUUGCAGGAGAGUUGUGACCCCCGGGGAUCAUACCUAUAACUAUAACAACAUUCAUGUGUAAAAUGGAGAAAAAAAAGAGAUCACUUUCUUACAUUUUUUAAAAAUGCCGCCCCUAUUUUUCAAUGAGCUAGGAGCGGGUGCUGGUGGACAAACAGUUUUUUUUUAGGCCUUAUGGGUGAAUAAAUGUGACCUAAAAGUGUACAGUAGUAGUCGGCACAAAAAAAAAAAAAAAAUAAUAUAGCACA